This is a messenger RNA of Drosophila kikkawai, 2325 nucleotides long. Lineage: Eukaryota; Metazoa; Arthropoda; Insecta; Diptera; Drosophilidae. The record is from RefSeq and is a predicted model, not a curated record.
AAAAAAAUCGAGGUUUGCGAUGCACAGCCACAAUCGAUACUAUCGAUAUUACUAUCGACGUUCUUACAGCUCUACUGCUUCACAAGACAUGAGGUUUUAGUGUUUAUUCAGGCGUAAACAUGGAACAACUUAUUACUACUAAUCUUCAAGAACGUAAAAGUCGUGCUCUUGGAUAUCGUCUUCUUAUUUGUUAUCUCAAGAAGGCCAACAUUCAAAUUUCUGAAAUUAAUGUACGACAUUGGCUAACCAAAAUACUUGAAUCAUCUUACUCUGAGCUACGGAAGCAUGCACAACUUAUAUUUACGGCGUUGUCACUUCUUAUUUCAAAAAUGCAAUCCGACGUUAAUUUAUCAAAAACAUUUGCAUCCAGUUAUUUAUCAAAGCUAUUUGAUAUGUUAUCUCAUCACAGAAUAUAUGAAAGCGAGAAAAACAUAGUUUCUCUCUUACUAACAAUUAAACAAUGCCUCAUAUAUUACCCAAAAGCGAUUAAAACUGGAAUAACAUCAAUUGAAAAAUUAUUAAUAUCAUUAUUAGACAACAAAAAUUCUGAUAUUAUACAUCAGUCCGGAGAAUGUUGGCUUUUGUUAAAGAAUAUUCCCGGUAAUACAAGCAGUGGAAAAAGUAAAGGUGCAACUUUAUGGAGAGAUUACCAAUUGUCCCUGAUAAAAUCCCUCUAUUAUUUUUUGAACAGUGAAUUUAAUAAUACAGACGAAACUUUCGAGAGUUGUUUUAUAGUCAAUUCUUUCGAACAUUUUACAUUGGAAGUUAAACAAGAUCCUUUUGAUAGGUCCGAAAUGGUUUUUCAACGAAUUUUCAAUCUUAUUGAAUUUCUCAAAAUUACAUUGAGCAAACCAUUAAUAAAUACAAAAUAUAUUUGUACCCAACAAAUACUUGGAUUAAUAAAAUAUGGGUUAAGUGCUAAAAUUCACCAAAGAAACAACGCUCGAAUUGAUGAAAAAUAUUUUGAAACUUUUUUGCCGGAGAUGCAUGUUAAGUUAAUGGAACUACUGGAAAUUCUCAUAGACAUUUGUAACACACACCUCAGGAUGGACUUCCGAAAUGUUUUAAAUAUUUUAAUGGAUGCUUUGGAAAUAACAAAAUCGCCAUUAAAAGAAGGUCAUCAAUUUCGAUUUUGCAAGCUACGCACGACAGUUUAUAGAGUCGUGUCAAUAUGGUGUUUGACCUUGAAAGAAGGAAGCCAUUCCGAAAUUAUUUCAGAGGCUGUUAUAAAAGAAAUAAUGAUCGACUUAAUGCCGCGGACCCAAAAUUCGUUUUCGUCUAUCAAGCGACAUAAACAACAUCUUGGUGAAGUAUUUCUUAUGUUAGACGUCUCCAUCGGAAAUGAAGAUAAUAACAUGCUUCGCCAGCAAGCCUAUUUUUGCCUGCAACAGUUGUUAUCAUCAUCUGGACACAUGAUAAAAAGUUUUGCUUUGAAGGACGUGCACAACACUCUUUUGGAUAUUAGUAUACAAAUGCUUUCAAAUCAGAUGACAAAGCCAUGUUCAAGUGGUAUUUGGAAUGAUCGCUUGGAAUUAUACAAAUUUAUCACUUUCUUAUCGAAAUCGCGGUAUUGUGGAUGCCCUACACCUGUGGAAAUAAUAAUAAGCCUUAUGGGCGCAUUUCGUUUAUGCGAUAACAGCAUCGAAUUAAGCCAAAACGCAUACUUUGAAGCUCUAGAGCAAUUGAUUCAUUCUCAUAAGAGCGAUAUUUAUUUUAAAGAAAAUUUUACUGAUAAUCGGUACUUAAAUUCAGCAAAUGAAAAUGUAAGAACCAAGGAACAAUCGUUGUCAAAAAUAUCCAGUCUGCAAAACAGUAAUCAAUUAUUGUCUAACCAAAUAGAAGAAGAAGAUAAGAUAGAUAAUCUUUCUCGAAAUAGCAGUGAAAGUGUCAUUCUCAAUGCAAAUUGUAGUCUAAAUGCGGAUUUAAUGAUAAUGAGCAAACAAGAACUGAAUACAAUACGUCCGGAUAAUAAUUCAUUAAAUAGAUCGAUAUCUUUUGGAAAUGGUUUUGAUAAUGAUUCUAAACAAAUAACUGCAAGGGAAAAUGAAGUCACAUUUUUACCAUUAAGCAAUGAUGUGAAAAAUGCCAAGCAAAAUGUAGAAGAUACCUGGCAGAUUUUAAAAAAUAAGAACCUUAAGAAGUUUGAGAAAAACGAAAUAUCUUUAAAAACAUCAAAUUGCAAAGACGGAAGCGAUGAUAUUAUGAUUGCAGAAUUAGAAGCAUCAUUUGUUUCUGAACUAAAAUAAUGUACAAGGUUUUAUAUUCGAUUAUAAAAAAUGUACAGAAAUAAUGGUUAAUACAUAUUUACUUCUUAUUGAUUAUGAA